AUGGCGUCGACGGGGCAAGUCGCCGGAGGCCUGACGUCGUACGAUCGCCAAGUUUUGACUGCGGUCAAUGCCGGAGCGGCCAGCCUCUCCUUCGUCGGCUCCGGCUUCAUCGUCCUCUGCUACGUCCUCUUCAAAGAGCUCCGCAAGUUCUCCUUCAAGCUCGUCUUCUACCUCGCUCUCUCCGACAUGCUUUGUAGCUUCUUCAGCAUGGUUGGGGAUCCAUCCAGAGGAUUUUUCUGUUACUCGCAUGGCUACAGCACUCAUUUCUUCUGUGUUGCGUCGUUCCUGUGGACUACGACAAUUGCUUUUACUCUUCACCGUACUGUUGUUAAGCACAAAACUGAUGUGGAAGAUUUGGAGGCAAUGUUUCAUUUGUAUGUUUGGGGGACUUCACUAGUUGUGACAGUUGUGCGAUCUAUAGGUAAUAACCAUAGUCACCUAGGUACAUGGUGUUGGUCGCAGUCUGGGCGUACAGGAAAGGCACUUCACUUUGUAACCUUUUAUAUGCCACUCUGGGGUGCAAUUCUUUACAAUGGUUUUACAUACUUUCAAGUCAUACGCAUGCUGAACAAUGCAAGGCGUAUGGCAGGUAGCAUAUCCGACCGCCCUUACCAAUCAGAUGCCAGAGCAGAAACAAAGGCUUUGAACAGGUGGGGGUACUACCCACUCAUCCUGAUAGGAUCAUGGGCUUUUGGCACCAUCAACCGCAUUCAUGACUUUAUUGAACCGGAUCAUAAAAUAUUUUGGCUCUCAGUUCUUGAUGUUGGGACAGCGGCACUUAUGGGUCUGUUCAAUUCAAUAGCCUAUGGCUUGAAUUCCUCAGUUCGACGGGCAAUACAAGAAAGAUUGGAUCUGUUCUGGCCAGACAGGCUUCGAAGAUGGUUCCCCAACAGUUCAAGGCCUAGAAACCAACAUGAAGAGAGUGAACUAGCAUCACUAAAGAUUCAAGAUCAGCACUAGCUUCCUUUUCGCUGCUCUUGUCAAUUCUUUCAUCCUUUUCUCACCAUGUAUGACCGUUGAUGGAAUGGAGAAACAAAAAGGAACAAACCCACUGACUUGCAUCAAUUGCGAAGUCCGCCAAGUGCUCCCGUGAUUAACAACAUAUCCAUACUCUAUUUGUUCCGUCAUGAGUUUGAUUUGAAGCAGCGUGUUAGAUGUAGCCAUAGAUCAGUUGUGUCGUUUGUAGAAGUUGUGAUUAUUAGAUGGAUGAUCCCAGUAACAAUAGGAAACUGUACACUUCAUUUGUAGAGAGAGACAGGAGCACUCUUUAGUUAGAAAUCUAUUAUUCUAUUUGUGAUUU
This is a messenger RNA of Rosa chinensis, 1300 nucleotides long. RefSeq names its product G-protein coupled receptor 1. The coding region runs from base 1 to 960 and encodes 319 amino acids. Gene Ontology annotation, molecular function: G protein-coupled receptor activity. Gene Ontology annotation, biological process: cell surface receptor signaling pathway; adenylate cyclase-activating G protein-coupled receptor signaling pathway. The record is from RefSeq and is a predicted model, not a curated record. Gene Ontology annotation, cellular component: plasma membrane. The transcript is spliced from 9 exons. Lineage: Eukaryota; Viridiplantae; Streptophyta; Magnoliopsida; Rosales; Rosaceae.